CUGUAGCGCUGCCUAAUAAGGGGGAAGCACACACAGACUCAGCCAGAGUGGUGUGGGAUCAUCCACGGGUGGGGAGGGCCCCUCUAGGACCUGGGUGAGGAUGACUCAAAGGGGCAUGGUCUUCUGUGACAGGACUGUCACAGGAAGCCCACUGCAGACCAAGUAAACAUCUGCAGGACCUGCCAUGGGUGCCUGAUGGAGCUGUCACCUUACAGGCCUUUGCCAUGCCCUGCAAUAAAAGUGCCUUUGGGAACCAUGGGCUCCUUUUCUCCACUCACCUUCUCUGAGCCACAAGGCUCAGUUACAGGCAAUGAGAGGUGCAGCCCUGCGUCCAACCUCUGCUCACCUCACAGAACUAGAGAUCUCUGAACGGGGGUGAAAAAAAAAGAGAUCACAGCCCAGAAACCGCAAACCAAAACCCAAGAAUCUUCUUAGACUCCACUGGUGAUCAUUUCACUCAUCACCACACCGGCUGAAAGGGGGAUGUGAAGUUAUUUAAAUAUUAUUGACCUGGUUGUUGGAUGCAGGCCUGCAUGAACCACUGGAUGAAAGGCAAUAGUGAAAUUGUCAAGGUUCCGCAGCAAAUGACAUUAGAAGCCUUUAGGUGGGAGCAGAGCCUGCCUCUGGCCAGAACUUCUCAGCUUUUACUCUGAGAGUUGUUCUCCUGGGUUGGCACAGAACCUACUUGAAAAACGAAUGCCUUUGCUGGCAGGAUAGCUAAUAAGUGUCUUCAAAGACAUUGGCUUCAGACCAGACUGUACAAGGGGCCCGAAAUUCUUAGAUCUGUAAGGGAAAAUGGUGAGAUUCUGACCCUGGGGACGGAGUUAAAGAAGGGGAGACAGGAGUGGGGCAUAAAAAGAUCCUGCAAAAAGCACUAGAGUUGCCCCUGCAGAGACAUACAGGAACUUGCAGUAAUCCGCAGAGACUGGCAAGUCCUCUGGAGGACAUUCACUGCCCAGGUGGCACAGGGCUCCCUUCGGGUGAGCGCCAGCCUCACUCUCUGGUAAGGAGCUUUGCCUGGCGCCCCUCUGCGCAGGGGACCCAGGCCUGACCCGCCCCUCCCCGCCUCAGCCCUGCCUACAACCUUCUCAGCACAGCGAUUUUGCCACGGGAGGAAGCUAUGGGCAAGGUUGGAUUUAUGAAGAACGGGGCCUGCAACUGCUUCUCUUAUUUCUCCAGGCACUCUGUGCUCUGAGCAAACUCACCCUGGUGAAGAGAACUCCGCCGGCUGGUAAGGGCUAGACCGAUGCGCGGCGCGUGGGGAGGCGGACCAGAGCCGCGAGGAGGUCCGCCCAGGGCUCCAGCCGAAGGAAUCCGUGUGACGCUGCGGGGCUAGGAAAGCUGACGGUGAACGCCGCAGGAGGCCUGAGAAACUUUGGGGACGCGAGGGCUGAGCGCUGCCCGGAGCAUCUCCUGGGAGGCGGUCCCAUCCUCGCUUUGAUGGCUCUGUCUCAAGACCCGCUGCUCUCCUUGUGCCCGGAGGGACCCAUGGCGCCCGCUGCGACCCCCGCCCGCGUCCUUCACAUCCCGGCUCUGUUGCUGCUGCUGCUGCUGCUGCUGCUGUCGCUGUCGCUGCCCGAACUUCUCAGAGCGGCCCGGACCAGAGAGUCCCCGCGCUCUGCGCCUCCCCCACCUCUUCCGUCCCGCCCCGUGUCUCCUCCACCGGCUCCUUCCAGUCACGACCAGGUUUCCACAUCCGGGUCUGCGCCCCAACUCAGCCAGCAGAGGGGGAGAGGAAAAAGUAACAACGGAGAAAAGAGGUGUUGCAAGGGGAAAGCCAAGGACAAGGUGGCAGUCAGGAAUCCCUACACACACUCGCUUUCCUUGGGAUUCACCACCAAACUAAAGCCUGCACAUGAACAUUGGUGCAAUAUUCAAGGGCACAUCAACCAGAACCCUUUUGUUUCCUAUGACUGUGCCCUUGCCAUGGCCAAACCCACAAAUGUCCUGGGAGAGGAGGUGAAUAGCACCGAGACCUGGGAACAACUAAGAGAGACAUCCAAGCAUGUGGGGGAAAGUCUCAGAGAAAAAGUGCUUGGCAUUGAACCAGAGAACUGUGGAACCAUGGCACCCCUCACCCUGUCAGCCAACAUGACCUGUCGACUUGACGCCGGUGGACACAUGAGCUGGUGCUGGGAGUUUCACAUCAAUGGACAGAUUUCAGCCCAAGUUGACUCAAAACACAAAACAUGGACAGAGAAACCUUCUGGACUCAGCUGCAUGAAGGUCGCCUGGGAAGAUGACAAGGAAAUGACUGAUGUCUUAUACAGGAUCUCAGGGGGAGACUGUCAGAAAUGGCUUAAGGAGGUCCUGAAGCACCUCAAAAGGCAGGAGCCCACAGGUAACUGGGAAGAGGGGGAGAAAGAGGGGGCUGCUUUAAAUGGCUGUCACGGUGUGCCUACACUUUCCUGUGUGUGUGUGUGUGUGUGUGUGUGUGUACGUACUCCAUGAACCCCGAGUUCUUCCUGGGGAAUGGUACCAGGUGUAUUCCUCUCAUCUUUUCCCUUCUCCU
Molecule: messenger RNA, 2512 nt
Organism: Heterocephalus glaber (naked mole-rat)
Lineage: Eukaryota; Metazoa; Chordata; Mammalia; Rodentia; Bathyergidae
Source: RefSeq, a predicted model, not a curated record